Scaptodrosophila lebanonensis is the source of this 1071-nucleotide messenger RNA. RefSeq lists its product as uncharacterized. The record is from RefSeq and is a predicted model, not a curated record. Gene Ontology annotation, cellular component: neuron projection. The coding region runs from base 216 to 896 and encodes 226 amino acids. Gene Ontology annotation, biological process: G protein-coupled receptor signaling pathway. NCBI's taxonomy places the organism in Eukaryota, Metazoa, Arthropoda, Insecta, Diptera, Drosophilidae. The transcript has 6 exons.
AGCAAGUGUAGGGCCAUUAAUUCGCGGAAUGUGAUUUGAAUUUUUCUGGAGCUAAGUGCAACAAGCAGAAAUUAGCCUCGAUUGAUGGUCAUGUGUCGCGAUGGUCACAGUGCCUCUGGUCUAUGAUGGAUAUUUCAAUUUGAAGAGCAACGCGACACGUGCAGCAGAGUGAAGCAGCAAUUUAGACUUAUGUGUGCUCGAUUGAAUGCAAUAAAAUGUUAACGACACAUCAUCUGCAUCAUCUGCAUCAUCAUCGUGGCAGCACGGCGCUGGAAUUGGAUAAGAUUACCAAUUUAAAUACACUCAUCGUGGAGAUCAAUAGCCAUGUGGCGCUCUUCCGUGAUAUGCUGAUCCAUGUGGGACAAGCCAAAGACUGCCCGGAGCUGAGGGAGAAAAUACGAAAGCUGCGGCGCACCUGUAUUGAAGCAUUCAAGCACACGGCGCAGAUUCUAAUGCCCCAGGUCAAGAGCGCCAUGGCCGAUGGCAUUCUCACCGACAACCCGCAUCUGGUGCUGCUCUUUUAUAUGGCGCAGCUAUUUCUACGUGAACUUGUGAAAAGUUAUCGUCUCAUUCAAGUCGUGCCAAUGGAUAUGUCUGGCUAUUAUGAGAACCGAGCUGGUCCCUCCAAUCUGGGCAACGUUAUAAGCCAAAUACUGCUGUGCAAACAAAUUACGCCCGACUUCAAUGAGGAGGAAUUAUGCAGCAUUACGAAAGACUCGCAAGACAUAGCCAUGCUGCUCUCCGAGAUGCAGGAGUAUAUGCCACAACAUGAAGCAUAUUUGGAACGCAACGCUGCUCUGGAUACGAAUGGACCCUGGCCGGCCAAGCGACGUCAGAAUUAUAUAUGCAAGAACAUGAGCUUGCUCUGUUGUGUCUCCAGGCCCAAUUAUCUCUGAGAGCAGGCUGAAAAUGUUUAGUGGAAGACAACGCACACUAAACAAUCUGAAAUCAACUCGAAUAUGGCCACACACACAGACUCAUACUCAUACUACUUAUAUCAAUUACUAGCGCCUAAGACCUACAUAAAAACAAAUCUCAAUCAGUUCGCUACUUAAAUCCACGUCUCGACUC